ACCCAUUACUCAUAAACCACAGCACACUGUACAUUGUGUUUACCUUUUUUACAUCCCGUUUUCGGAUCAUAGAUUCACGCGCAGGCUGCUAGAGGUUGUUUAUUAAUAACAACAUAAACUCGCUGUUCUGACCACAAGUAUUCCGCGCUGCGCUCUCGACCACUCUCGUCAGACAAAGAAAAUCGUCGAUUUUAUGAGACUUCCUGUCAGAUUCUUGACUCCAGACGCAAGUAUUCAUUCCGUAUGAUCUGGUGGUUCAAGCUCUUGGGUUUUCCAGCACAUAGGAAUAGAUACUCGAGUUGAUUGAGUUAAGCUUCUUCUAAGAGACACGUUAAGCUGGCAUCCUCUCGGAAUUUGCCCGUCUCAUCGACGUCAACGUUGGCAAGUUCAGUCCAGUGGGGCCGUGCAUAUUGUUCCAUGCUCCAACCGGGAGACAUCUGUACAUUCCCUCUAAAGGGACCGUAUCGUUGAGACCUCUAUUACGUUGAUACACGGUGUGACGUGCUACGCAUGUGAGGAUUAACUUCUGGGACUGCUUGAGGGUUGUGGUACUCGGGCAGCUAGCAACCACUUUACGACAACCACUCUACGACAACCACAUGUAUCUCAGUAGUGCAUCUUCUUCUGUUUUAAGUGUCAUGGUGUUCUCUCAGAGUCAUUAGUGUUCCCAUUUAUCCCAGGCGAGUUUAGACCAGUUCAUUGAUGCAGACUAACUGAUGUCUUAGACGUUCUCGGAAGUCAGCUCAACAGGUGUGAAUCAAUUUUUUGAAGACCGUGACGUGGCUAGUCAGGAUUGCGUGUGUGCUCGGCAGUGAGGACCAACGUCAAUACUAAUAUAGAUUCGACGUUGUGUGUGUGUGGCAUUGGAUGGCCCUAUAAAAAAAGAGAAACGGCAUUUAAGGAUCAAAGCACGUAUCUAGACUCUGACAAAAUGGUGAAGACAUUCCAGGCGUACUUGCCGAGCUGUCACCGGCGUUAUAGCUGCAUCCACUGCAGGGCUCAUCUGGCUAACCAUGAUGACCUCAUAUCAAAGUCAUUUCAGGGAAGUCAAGGCAGGGCGUAUCUAUUCAAUUCGGUAGUGAAUAUAGCAUGUGGUCCAGCCGAGGAGAGAGUUCUACUAACAGGCUUACACGCUGUAUCCGAUAUCUUCUGUGAAUGCUGUAAAACUACACUCGGAUGGAAAUAUGAACAUGCCUUUGAGAACAGCCAGAAGUAUAAGGAGGGCAAAUACAUCAUUGAGCUGGCUCAUAUGAUUAAAGACAAUGGCUGGGAUUGUGACUGAGAAUUACACCAGGGGUAGACUCCGGUGUGUUAACAGAACUCAACGAAUACACAGGAAAAAGCAGCGGGGUUGCUUCAGAUGUCACAUUGUCCAUUGCAAUAUUCUAUGUAUAUGAUGGUGCCAAGACCCAAAGUGCCCACUUAUCAUUUUGCUGUCAUAUUAUAAUAAAAAUGCUGUUAAAAAAAGUGAUUGAUUGGAGACUAUAACUGCCACAGCAGGUAGAUGAUGUUUUGAAGUCAACACACAGGGAUGUAUGGUUGUUGAACGUUGGAAAGGGCAGGCAUUGACUGCGUGUGUUUCUUUAUGUCGAUCAAGUGGUCAUGAGUGUAGCCUGAAACAACACACAGCUGUUAUUACCGAUUCUUCAUCAUCAUGAUCUUCAUCAUCAUCAUCAACCAGGCUUCAUGGUGUAAAACAGAGUAAAAUGUAGUGUCUGGAAAGGUUCGGAUUUGUGGUUGUUUUUGUAUGUGGAUGUUGUAACGGCAUUAGAUGCAGUGCUCUCGUGUGGCAUUCUUACUACACACACACAUGGAAGGGUAUCUUUUGCAUGUUGCAAACACAUUGUGGACAUUCAUUUGUGUACAAGUGUAAAAAGAAGUAUGCUUCAACCCUGUGAAAACAACACUGUGUGGACGUGUGUAAGUCCACAUAGUGUUUCAAGAUCUAACAUUGAGUGGACUUCUUGUCUCAGUAUGCUUCAACUUUGUGAAAACAUCACUGUGUGGACGUGUGUAAGUCCACAUAGUGUUUCAAGACCUUACAUUAAGUGUCUUCACAUCAGAUCAACUAUCGUUUGAGACCAGUCUCCGGGUCACUGUGCAGUUCAGCCAGACAGAGCCCAGUUUCAUAGAGCUGCUUAAGCAGAAAGCAUUGCUUUUAAACAAUUUAUUGCUAAGCAGAAAUUGGCAGGACACCAGUCACAAACAUGUGACAUGCUAGUUUGGGUGGUAACCUUAUUCCGGUCAGCAUAAUUUGCUUUUAAGCGGCUCUGUGAAAUGGGGCCCAGAUUGCUGCGGUGGUGACACAUCACCAUACUGACAUCCAAUUCAAUUCACCACUCUGACAUCCAAUUCACCAUUUUGUAAUUCUGUAAAAAGUGUGAGAUUUAUUUAAGUGUACUAUUGUAAAAUGUAGGCAUGGUUUUGUCGGUUUAGAAGUUUUUUAUGUGGUAAAAGAUACUCCUCGGAUGGCGAUAGUUCUUGUACAUUUUUCAGGGGUUGACGUUUUUUCCAGUUUGGUAAUCACACUGAUUUUUGCUGCAGCACAAUGAAACUGGAAACAAAUUUUUUGUUUCCAGAAAGCUAAAUGUAUUUUAUGGAACUCUGAUUGAAUUAAGGUCUGUGGGGUCCAUGAAAGAUCCUUGUAUGUAGUUUAAAGAAAAAAUAUUUCCAAAUAAAGAAACAGAUUUGGUACAAGAA
Messenger RNA from Asterias rubens (European starfish), 2700 nucleotides. Its product is annotated as protein yippee-like 2. Bases 932 to 1282 code for a protein of 116 amino acids. The transcript is spliced from 5 exons. NCBI's taxonomy places the organism in Eukaryota, Metazoa, Echinodermata, Asteroidea, Forcipulatida, Asteriidae. The record is from RefSeq and is a predicted model, not a curated record.